Sorghum bicolor (sorghum) is the source of this 1582-nucleotide messenger RNA. RefSeq lists its product as uncharacterized. The record is from RefSeq and is a predicted model, not a curated record. The transcript has 4 exons. Bases 107 to 1087 code for a protein of 326 amino acids. NCBI's taxonomy places the organism in Eukaryota, Viridiplantae, Streptophyta, Magnoliopsida, Poales, Poaceae.
AACUGCAGGUAAUAAAAACGGAGAGGUGCUUGGUGUGUCACAUCUAAGAAACAGAAGAGUUUUGUCCAAUGGAUUUGUUUCAUUAGGGAAGGAGGAUCUUCAGCUCAUGUAUAGUGAUGGGGACAAGGCUUUUGGUACAUCCACUGAUCUCUGCAUUGAUGAGAGACUAAGAAUUGCAUCUGAUGGCAUUAUUUUUGUCAGCAUGGAGAUCUUCCGACCUCAGAAGGAACAUGGUUUAGCGCAGUCAGGUUUGAAAGGAAAAUUUAAGAUUACUACAAUAUGCCUAUGGCUUGAUAAUGGAAGAUUGUUGGACGCACUCUACAAAGCAGCUCAUGCUGCAUUGUCAAGUUGUCCUGUCAAUUGUCCACUUAGUCACAUGGAGAGGAUGGUAGCUGAAAUCUUGAGGAAAAUGGUACGGAAGUAUAGUGGGAAGAAGCCCGACGUCAUUGCGGUUGCUACGGAGAACAGCAUGGCAGGUUUCUCAGAACACCUCGAUGCUAAAUCAUCUGGAAAUUUUGGACCUUCCUCAGCUACUAGCCAUUUGAGCAGGAGUCCAGCUACGAGUCUUGAAGGCAGCUAUAAAACACACCCAGACAACCCAGAGGUGGAUGCUGAAGAAACCCCUCCUGAGGCAGUGAGAACAACACCUGAUGAUGCAACUACAAGCUCCAAUGGUGAAGCAUUCUUCUCUUCAGAUUUACAUCAGCCUAAAACAUUGGAGCACUUUUGGGAGUCAUUCAAAUCCCCUACAGCUGUUAAAAUUGCACGAAUUGUCAAUGGGGGGAACAAACAAAAUCUCAGCAAAAUUGGCAUAAUGGGUAAGGACUCAUCAAUCCAGUCAGCUCCUGCUCCAGUUAAGUCUUCAAAAAAGAACAAGUGGAAACCUGAGGAAAUUAAGAGCUUAAUACAGAUGCGUGGCGAAAUGAAUGAGAAAUUUCAGAGCGUGAAAGGAAGAAUGGUUCUGUGGGAGGAGAUUUCUGAUACCAUGUUGAACCAAGGAAUAAGUCGUACGCCGGCACAGUGCAAAUCUUUAUGGACAUCGUUAGUUCAGAAAUAUGAGGUUAGUCAUAGAUUCAGUUUCUUCUGAGUCCUACAAUAUUCGGUCUGUAGAAUGAAGCAAGAUAGCUGUCAUGUAUUUCAGAUUGCAAUGUAAUAUCUGACAGUAGCAAUCCUCUGUCAUGUUAUCUAUCACCUACAAAAUUUGAAAUUUAAGAUCAACUUGAACAUAGAGAAACAAAAAAAUAUUAAUGGGUAUUUUCAUCAUUAUGCUUCAUUUUUUGUAUUUCUAGUGUUAAUUUAUUAUUAGAUAUCCUAACUAUCAAACUAUUGAUAAAAACUACAAUUUAUUUUUUAAUAUAAAGUAUAGUGUUGUCUACCAGCUCACAAAAUUUGAGAUUAAAACUUAACUUGAAUAUAAAGAAACAAAAAAAAAACCUUACUAAGGGAAAACAUAUAUGACAUUCUGAAUUUACAUUUGCUAACUAGCAUGGAAUUCUUGUACAUCUUGAGCUAGCAAAACCACUCCUUCCGAAAGAGAGGAGAGAAGAAUGUUUUCAUGGAUCAACACAAUUGAUCGAAAAAA